GGAUCAUAAAGCAUGGAUGGGUGUGACUUGUCUGCAUGUUAGUAAUAGAGCUUGGUCAUUGUAUGUUUUGUUAGUAAUGAACAGACCGAUAUAUAUAUAUAUAUUAUAUAAUCUUUGCCCAAUUUUCAUCCGUUAACCAAUGCUUGACGAAUGCAGCCUUAAAAUGACUUGAGGUCUGUGCAUGGGGGUCAGAAUGCGAAUUAAUUCAUACUAGCGAGAGAUUUUUACGCCAAGUUUUCAAAGGGGAAAGAUGACGCCUCAUGUUUUAUUAUUGAAAUUCUAUGCAAAUGUGUGAUGAAUAAUGAUAUAUCGAUAGGCCGCCAUAUGGUUUGUUUACAGUGAGUGCUACAUUGUCAAAUAACAGAACUAUACAAUGGCGGGCUGUUCUAAAUGUAAAGACAGAAUAAAAAUGGCGAAUCGUGUGUAUAAUAUCCUGGAAGAGCCCCGUCACCAUGAAGACCCAUACACAAAUUUCUAUCGCUUUCUCACAUUCGGAGGUUGUGAACUGGACUGCAACUGCAAUUCUAAAAUGGAGACAGAAGAAGAGGAGAUGAUGUAUUGGGUGCGAGUACACCCUGGUAACAUUGCACCAACCAGGAAUUCAGUUGCUGUUGAGGCCUCCAAACAAAGCUCUGUAGGGGAUAUUGUCUUUCAGCUUGCCUCAAAACUUGGUCUACGAAGGCCUGAAAAUUACUUCCUCACAGUUGGGUUUAACAAGUCUGGUGAUGAUAUCGAGGAAAAGCGUUUGGAUAAGAACGAUCAUCCUGUGCUUAUCCAACAGCGUUGGCCGGACACGGACCAGAGCAGUGUUCCUGGUCAAACUUUCCAAUCGAAAUACAAAUUCUACCUUAGGAAUAUUUACGAUACUACUUGUAAGGUAUCAGAUGUAAACCAGACUGGACCACUUGCCUUAGACACAUUUGUUAGUAAUUUGUUUCCUCAAAUCAAUUCCAAGAAGGAAUACAAUGACCUGUGCAAUCUGCCGGAUCUCAACGAGGACCUGCUCCUAAAAAAUUUAGUGACUCGGUUCAAACAGGGUAAAAUUUAUACAUAUGUUGGUUCUAUACUUAUUGCUAUUAAUCCAUUCAAGUUCUAUCCUAUUUAUAAUCCUGACUACGUUGAUCGUUAUCAGAAUCGCAAGCUUCAUGAGCUGGACCCGCAUAUUUUUGCGAUUGCGGAUGCUUCGUUUCAUGCUAUGCUUGAGGAAAAGCGUAGCCAGUGUGUGGUUAUUUCGGGGGAAAGUGGAUCUGGUAAAACGGAAAGUACAAACCUUCUAAUUCAUCAUUUGACGGCGUUGAGUCAAAAAGGACAUGGAACGGGAGUGGAACAGACGUUGCUUGGUGCUGGACCAGUAUUAGAGGCCUUUGGAAAUGCAAAGACAGUUGUGAAUAAUAAUAGCAGUCGUUUCGGAAAAUUCAUUCAAGUCAACUACAGACAGAAUGGCACAGUACACGGUGCAAUUGUGGAACAAUAUCUUCUGGAGAAAUCUCGAAUUAUUUUGCAGUCUCCAAAUGAACGCAACUAUCAUGUGUUUUAUUAUCUUCUUAAUGGUGCAACUGAUCAAGAGAGGGAGGCAUUUUGGCUACAGAAACCGCAAGAUUAUAACUACUUAAAUCAAAGUAAAUGUUAUACAGUUGAUGGGACGGAUGAGCGAUAUGAGUUCAAUCGUCUACGACAGUCAAUGGAGAUGGUUGGCUUUUCAAAUGAAACAAUGCGAAGGAUUUUCUCGGUGCUCUCUGCUGUUCUUCACAUUGGAAACAUAACAUUCCGUAAUCGCAUGGACCAUGGUGAAUCAGUCAAUAUCAAGAAUAUUGCUACAGUGAAAGUGGUCUCGGAUCUACUUCGCGUCAAGCAAGAGACGUUGGUUUCAGCACUGACCAAGAGGAAAUCCAGCGCACGAGGUGAUCAGUUUGUUGUGCAAUAUAAAAUGAGUGAGGCGAUAGCAACUCGAGAUGCUUUAGCAAAGGGUCUUUACAGCGCUCUAUUUGAUUGGAUUGUCUUACAAGUUAACCACGCCCUUCUGGCUAGGAAUGAAAAAGGCGACCACCAGCGUUUACGUAAACAACAAUUCAAUGGUAAUUCGAUUGGUGUGCUUGAUAUCUUUGGGUUUGAAGACUUCUAUCGAAACAGUUUUGAACAGUUUUGCAUAAAUUAUGCAAAUGAGCAUCUGCAGUACUACUUUAACCAGCAUGUGUUCAAGCUAGAACAGGAAGAAUACAGGCGAGAAGGAAUCUUAUGGGAGUCGAUAGACUUCAUUGACAACACAGAAUGUCUACAUCUGAUCGAGAAAAAACCAACUGGUCUUAUCCAUAUACUAAACGAUGAUUGCAAUUUCCCAGCAAAGGAUAAUGAUGGGCACAACUUACUUGGAAAAUUCAUCAAAGAGCACAAAUAUCAUACCUACUUUGAAACGUUGCCUAUUAAAGAAGCUGCAUUUAUCAUCGUUCAUUAUGCGGGACAAGUAAAAUACCAGGUUAAGGAUUUCAGGGAGAAAAACACUGACCUGAUGCGUCCAGAUAUCGUAUCUGUACUUAAAAACAGUCAAUUUGCAUUUGUGCGUGAGAUGGUUGGCCUGGAUCCUGUGGCGGUCUUUCGUUGGGCUAUUGUGAGGGCGUUCUUCCGAGCUAUGUCAGCGUUCCGACGAGCUGGUAAAGAUCAUCGAGAAAACCCUGACAAAUCUACGCGGCCAUUAGUGAAGCCAACCAUCAGUUUGCCUGAUGAAUCUCUCAUGAGUCAAGGAAUUUUGCAUGUAGAUGAGCCUCAUUCAUGGGGUAAAGACAGUUCUCUGCUAUUGCCCUCUUCCCCCGCUAACAUGCAACCUCCCAGCCCCACUCUGAUACAGUGGAUGAGUACGUGGAAAGCGCGUCUUAUGUACGGUGACGACUAUGUUGACGCUGAUCGAUUGUUAAAACGAAGCAAGUCUUUCAAACCACAAGUACAAGUCAAGGCCCUGAGAGACUUAAAGUCCCUGAAAAAGGUGGCAGGAAGAAACAGUGGGGGUUGGAAGAGGACCUCUGGUGCUAAGAAACAACCGCCAACCGUCAGUGCUCAGUUUCAACUAUCCUUGAAUAGGUUGAUGGAGACGUUAAACCAAGCUAAUCCAUUCUUUGUCCGUUGUAUUAAAUCAAAUUCACAAAAGGAAGCCUGUAAACUUGAUGAGGAACUUGUAAUGCGUCAGUUACGUUACACUGGCAUGCUAGAAACGGUUCGCAUACGUCAGUCUGGUUACAAUGUCAGGCUUACAAAAGAGGAAUUUUGUCAACACUAUAAAAUAUUACUGGAAAAUGGUCUCUCGUCAACUUUAGAAGAAAUUCAAGAAUUCCUGAAGACAAUGAAAUUGGACCCAAAACACUACCAAAUUGGACAAUCUAAAAUCUUCCUACGAGAAUCAGAACGUGCUAAGUUACAAGAUGCAUUACAUGCUGUGGUUUUGAAACAUAUUGUAGUCAUCCAGUGGUGGAUUCGCGGAGUGCUUCAACGACGCCGGUAUCUUAGAGCGAAGCAAGGGAUAAUAACAUUCCAAGCUCUUUACCGUGGUUAUAAACAACGUCAGGUCUACCAAGUUAUCAAGGAGCAAGCGGUGCGUGAGAGUGCUGCUGCCUAUUUACAAGGGUCAUGGAGGGCCUACAAGCACAAGGUGCUGUAUAACAAACUGAAACGUGGUGUUCUAUGGAUACAGUGCUACAUCAGGGGAAACAAAGCUAGGCGAAAGAUCUUCCUACGAGAAUCAGAACGUGCUAAGUUACAAGAUGCAUUACAUGCUGUGGUUUUGAAACAUAUUGUAGUCAUCCAGUGGUGGAUUCGCGGAGUGCUUCAACGACGCCGAUAUCUUAGAGCGAAGCAAGGGAUAAUAACAUUCCAAGCUCUUUACCGUGGUUAUAAACAACGUCAGGUCUACCAAGUUAUCAAGGAGCAAGCGGUGCGUGAGAGUGCUGCUGCCUAUUUACAAGGGUCAUGGAGGGCCUACAAGCACAAGGUGCUGUAUAACAAACUGAAACGUGGUGUUCUAUGGAUACAGUGCUACAUCAGGGGAAACAAAGCUAGGCGAAAGUUGGAAGCAUUGUUGGAUGAGAGAGAACGACUGCUUGAUGAAGAAGAAAGACAGGAAGAGGAAAGACGAAUAAUGCUUGAGAAAGAAAAGGAAAACAGGGAGAUACAGAUAAUUCAGGAUGCAAAUGUUUCUAAAGCUGAAAGUGAAGAUGAGCAUUCUAUCAGGAGUGACGAGGGCGUACAUGUAGAUGGAGAGGAAGACUACGAUCCCCGAUGUAGAACCAGGACCACUGAAUCAGAAGGAAGCAGUGGUAUUCUGGAUGCAUCAUCAGGCUCUGAUGAGAAUCUUCUGGAUGACUCAUCAUACCGAAACAUACCUCCCCCAACGAAAAAUGUGCCAUCUCCUUCGCAAUCUGAGAGCACACUGACAUCUUCUCCGACGACUAUCUCACUGGAGGAAAUUGAUGACUGCAGGUCAGGUGCUGAUCCACUUAAGCCUCUUCCAAGAGUGAAGGACAUAACAGCGGCAUAUGUCGAAGGACUACAACGUAAAAAAUCAGAAGUGAUAUCAGAUUCAAAAUACCAGUUAAACUCUGGAAAUGUUGUUAGCAGGAUCAAAGAGGAGUUGGCUGGACUAGUCCAAAGCAAAGCAGAUGAGUCUUCCAGUGAGGAGGGAACUCGAGUUAGAGAGGCCAAAAGACUUGCUGAGAUGCGCGUUGAAGGGAAAAAAUUGCAAGCUAAAGAAAAAGAUGAAGUUGUUUCAGAAAAGGACUCUCAAAAUAAAGAGGAAAAAUUAAUUACAGAAUUACGAGUUGAGAGAAGGAAACUACCGUACAAAGAUGACUGGAGGAGGUCAGAAUUUUUUGAAGAAAAACGAAAGCAAGAACUAAGAGAAGAAAGAAAGAAAAAUGAAAUUGAAGAGAGAAGAAAAUCUGCGAUAAGGGAGGAGUGGUCAAGACCAGAUAUGAUCAUGGAACCUAAACAACUGGAAGUCAGGCCUGGUCACACAGGUGGUGAAUCAGAUUUUAAGGCAAAGAUACGACUUGAGCGGAGAAAAUCAGACUCUGGAGAAAAACGAUUGAACAUUGGUGUCCAAGUUGAAAGAAGUAAAUCUGAUUCCAGACAUCUGGAUAGAAAGUUACAAUUAGAGCCGAUUAAGAAGGAAAAGGAGAAGAACAAAGAAAACAUUACACCGACAACAAAACCAAAGGAAAGUCCAAGCAAGCCAACUUCCAUCUUGCCCGGUUCAUUUAGAAGAAAGUCAUCUAAGAAAGAAAAACAACAAGAUGCCAAGAAUUCGCUUUCACCGACAUCAGCUGAAACUAAACCUCGUAUUGAAGAUUCACCGGUCUCAAGGAGCCCAUCCACUAAGCCAAGGUUCAACUGGAAACUACGCUCUAAAAAGAAACGUCCCACCAUUUCAGGCCAAGUUUCGGUCGAGCACCUAGCUUUGAAAGGCCGUCCGGUGUCCAUGACACCACCAGCAGUUUCUCCAGAGGUUAAGACUAAGACGACACCUAGUAACAUGAGUAUCCAUCGAACAACCCAGUGGCGCUACCCGACUAAUCAGGUGAUCUCAGACGCCUCCGAGUUAAACCAAAUGGACGAAUUUUUGAAGGCAAAGAUUGCCGAAAUCAGCAAAAGUAAAGCUCACCAUACGCAAGUUGAUAAGGUUUUUCGCAAAGCAAUGGAUAAAUACCGAAACAAUCUACUUACUCAUCAAUCUAUGGCAAUGCAGGAUGACAAUGCUUUGUCGCUCCAGUAUAAGGAUUUGAUAUCGGAUUUUGAGCAAGUGUUACAAAACACCGCCAAACUAGAACAGAGUAAUGCCCAGUUCCCGAUUACUUUGGGCAUCAAUGCAUUCCGUGGUUUUUUAGAUGAGUUUAUGCACCACUACAAACCUGCCAAAAAGAAACAGAAAGUACAAAAAAAGAAGAAAAAGGAGAAAGAAGAUAUUAUCGAGAUCCAAGGGCAUCGUUUCCAUGGAUACCAAUUCAACAUCCCCACCCUUUGUGAAUCAUGCAACAGUUUCUUGUGGCUGAUGGAGAAGGGUCAUGUUUGCCAAGAUUGCAAGUUUACAGUGCACAAAAAAUGUAUGUCAAAGUUGAUUGGAAAGUGCAAAGGUCAACCAGUCGGCAAGCAUGGUCAAGUAUUUGGUUCUAGUCUCUCCACCUUAACCCGCGGAAGUUGCGCAAUUCCUAAAAUCAUUGAAAAGUGUAUCUUUCAUAUAGAACUGCAUGGACUUUAUCAAGAGGGUAUCUACAGAAGGCCUGGACCAGAGGCAAAGGUUAAAGAAAUUAAAUUACGGAUUAAUUCCGGAGAAGAUGUUGACUCAAUCGACCUGACGGUAUACUCAGUUCUUGUAGUGGGUCAAGUCUUAAAAGCAUUCUUCAGAGAAAUGGCUGAACCUCUGAUCACUUGCCAACUGUACGAUGAGUUUCUGCGAACCACACAGAUCAUCGAUCACAAAGAAAGGGUCGCUGCACUUCAGGAAGCCAUCGAAAAACUUCCACAAACAAACCAUGCAUUAUUUGAGCGCCUUAUUUUUCAUUUAGCACGGAUUGCUUUGAAUGAAGAGUACAACAAAAUGUCAGCCAGUAACCUUUCCAUUGUGUUUGCACCUUGCGUUCUUCGAAGCCCAAGGCAACAUAAUCCUUGGGAGGCAUUGCAGGAUGUCUCCAAACAGGCCAGUUGCAUUGAAUUGAUAAUCUCACAGCAGAUGCAAAAAGUUAUGAGUACAAUGAAUGACAUUCGAACGCUUGAGCGUGUCACAAACACAGCCAGUCUCAGACUCUCGGAACUGAGAAAGUCCAUGCAUGAACAUCGGAAGGACGAUGAAAUAGGAGUAGUAUAUCAUGAUAUUGAUAUUGAUCAGAUGGGUCAGUCAGAACAGAUCGAAGAAGCUAACCUUUUGGCAGAACACAUCAUAUCAUUAAAACAAGAAGUUAAGGACCUCACUGCUAAUCUUCCAACAUUGGAUGUACAAGCAGCAACCAAUGAUGGCUCAUGUGGGAUGCGUUCAGGUCACAGUUAUCUCAGCGGCGUAUACAAUAACAAUAAAGGUGUACAAAUUGAGAAAGGUGUUUCCUUUGAUAACCCACCUGCUCAUCAACCGCUCCCAAGCUUCAAAAAUCGCGCAACAGUUCAUGAAAAACGAAGACCGACAAGGUUUGACCGCCAUGACGCUGUAAGGCAACGACGCCCCGAAUCAUUGUCUGAUGACGCCAGGAAAGGACCGCCACCGAUUAAAAAAAGGGGUAGUAAAAAGAAAUGAAUAACAAUUCAUAUUUAAUUUAUGUACAUGUGUUAAAUGUGUUUCAAACAAUUUUCAUUGUUUUAUCCAGCUAAGGUUUAAGUCUUCAGAAUUCAGGCUUCUGUUUACAUUGUAAACAUUUUAAAAUGUUUAUAGAGGAUUUAUUCCUAGUACCAGCUGUGGUCCCUGUUGUGUAAUUGAUCAUGAAAUGCUGUUGAAAGAUAUUAUGUUACCAUACAUGUUUUCCACAAUUUAUUGUAUCAGUAUUUUUAAUGAUGAACAUCAAUGUGAAUUUUAAAUAGUGAGGAGUUGAUGCCAGCCAACCAAUCUGACAUUCCUUAUAUGUAUUCAUUGAGAAAGAGAAUCAUUAUUCUUUCUAAUUUUGGUCGGUUUUUAUCCAUCAAUUUGUUUAUUUUUGCAUUUUGGUCAAGAUAUAUAUUAUUAAACAAUUCUCACUUUAAAUAUGGAUACAUCUGGAAAAGCUUUAUUUUUUGUAGAAUUAAUGAUUUCCGAGUAUUUAAUGAACUUAAUGUUUUGUAAUAAAUUAUUCAUUGUAAAGAUAUUGGUGGAUUUAUCAGUCACCAUUAUGAAUAUCUUGGAAGUUGAACAAAAACUUAUACGUACAGUGCUCAUUCCAAAUUGCGCUGAUAUUAUUCUUUUAUAUAAUUAUUGUAAAAACAACCACAAGCCUUUGGAAGUUAUAUAAACCUGCGUUAAGGUAUUCUAUAAAACUUCCAUAUAUUUUGCUAAGAGUAUCCUGCUAUUACAGUAAUCAACUAUUUGUUAUGUGGAUAUGUAAACAACCAAUUGAUUUGUAUACAACUCAGGAAUUAUGUAACUUUUACCUUAGUAUGUUUUGAAAUAAACGCUACAGUUUAUCUAACUUUGAUGGAAAUGGUACUCUUUAUAGAUUAUCACAAAUAAUCAAACUACUAUUUAGUUUUUCCUGUGUAAAAGUUUUGAUAAUUGUAUUAUUAUUAUAUAUUCCUGAUGAUAAUGUUAUUUUUGUUGAUUUUAGAAUAUCAUUUACAUCACAUUGCUUCCAUGGAUAUAAAUGUAUUUCACUACAGCUGGGUCUGUUUUGAGACAGCAUUGCUUAGCACUGGUUGGCUAAAAUAGCUCUGCAAAGUAUUUUAUAACAAAACUUUUAAUUAUAUUACAUGAAUAAUUUAUGAAAUAGUGGGGUAUAGCCAUGUUAUUCUGAACUAUAGUAAUAGACAGUAAAAUGACAGGCAGCACUUUAUAGACUUACAAAUAUUUAUUAGCAUAAGCUAUCGUUCACACAGUGAACUUCUUCAGGUGACUGUACAAAUGAAACGUCAUCAAGCGCUUAUAAACAUGUGAGACAACUGAGUAAGGAGGAGUGUCCUCACUCAAUAUAAUCGAUUGAUGAUGUUUUAUUUGUACAGUCACCUGUUUGUGCUAAUAAAUAUUUGUUAGUCUAUAAAUUGCUGCCUGUCAUUUUACUGUCUAUCAUAAAUCCUGAUUAAAUCCUGGUAUUUAUGAAUAAAUAUUAAUUACAAAUGUUAUAUGUUGAAUACCUCCAGGUUCAGAAAAAAGUGUUUUAUUUAACAGCAGAAAUUCAGACAAGCCUGACACCUGGUAUUAAUUAUGCUGAACACCUCUAUAUUUAUGAAUAAUUAAUGUUGUCAACACCUACAAGUAUAGGCCAAUUUAUUAUGAUUUUUUUUUUUUUGUAACAAAACUUAUACCAUUGAUGAUACAUUGCAUCUUCCAUUGAUUAGAACGUGUUCCAGCCAAAAAAAAAUUGAAGAGCUUAAAAGAUAAAAAUGACCAAACAAAAUGCUAAAUCUCCAAAUCGCCAGAGAAAUUUCUUCCAAAUCAAGCUGUAAAUAGUAUUGUUGUUGUGGCGUGCAGUUUUACAUAGUGAAGGUGUGACGCUUGGCAUUAUCCGCAGCAUUAACAUAUAACCAAUCAUAUAAAGAUUAAAGUUACCAAAACAUUUUAAUACUAUUUGUUACUUAUAUGAUUGUUUUGGUAAAUUGUUUAAGCUGACAAGAUUUUUUUUAAACUUGAUUUCAGAAAAAAUUGGCCCCAAAACAUAUAUUUCCCAUAAUGCAUCUGCUGGUGGUUACUUCAUAAAAUGAAUGGAAUCUUGUCAUACUGGUUUUUAAUAGAGCUUUUUUCAAAUAUAUGCAAGAUUUAAAUGGUUGGGUUAUUUAAAAACUGGAAUAUAUUUUUUACCAUCAUCAAUUUCUUGACAAUUAUUAUUAUUGUCUUUAAAGAUUUUUUUUCCAUUACUGUUGCUGGUAAUAUUUUAAGUAUUACGUGAAAGAUGUUAAAUCUUACUUAAUUCACUGUACUGUAUAUUACCCAUAUCGUAUCCUGAAUUAUUACUAUGUACAGUUUGAAUUUAUUUAUUAUUUAUUGUUCAUUAAUAUAUUUAUUUUUUUAAGGAUAUUUUAUAGCAUUAUACACUAGUCAAGUUAACAAAGUUUCUGUAUCCAUCGAUUUUGUUUUUAUAUCCUGAUUUUAAUAGUAGUUUUAUAGAUAUAAUUUUUUUACACCCCAGUACAUUUUUUGUGAAAUAUAAAUUUUAAUAUUUUUUUACUUGUUGCCCAGAAAUGUUCAUUUUUUUUUUUGCUUAACCUUUGUUUUUCCUUUUCAUUCUUCAUCUGUCCUGCUUUGUUCUGACAUAAUUAGGGCACCUCUGUGGACACCAGCGCCUUAUUAUUAUUGUUGAUAUGAUGUGUAAAUAUUGUAAUGAGUUGAAUUGUAUGAAGGUAUCUCCGAGAUGGUGUAUAAAUUUUUAAGAUGAUACUUUUAAAUGUAUCAUUACUAUUGUUGAUGUUAUUAAUAAUUAUGACGACUAUGAUGAUGAUGGUAUUAUUAUGAUUAUCACUAUUUUGAUGAUAAUGAUUAUUAUUUUAUUCAAUUAUAACUGUUAUAUUUUUUUGUAUGAUUGUAAGUGAUUAUACAUGUACGUGAUUAGGUGCAAUACAAUGAGAAAGAGCUACAAAGUUAUCCAUGUUAAUUUAACAGCUAUGUAGUACUCUUUGCUACUUUUAGUUCAACAAUUUAUCAAGUAAUUUUGUAUUGGCAUAAAUAUAGUGAUAUAUGUGAUAAUA
Messenger RNA from Anneissia japonica, 10332 nucleotides. RefSeq names its product unconventional myosin-IXa-like. Gene Ontology annotation, cellular component: myosin complex. Gene Ontology annotation, biological process: intracellular signal transduction. Gene Ontology annotation, molecular function: ATP binding; GTPase activator activity; protein binding. Bases 374 to 7264 code for a protein of 2296 amino acids. The record is from RefSeq and is a predicted model, not a curated record. NCBI's taxonomy places the organism in Eukaryota, Metazoa, Echinodermata, Crinoidea, Comatulida, Comatulidae. The transcript is spliced from 35 exons.